UCCGGCUCAUCGAAUAAUCGCACGAUGGAGUCUCGUACGGGUAGAAAUAAACAACGAUACAAUUCGAAGGGUGAACGAUUAGUAGCCGGAGUAGUGCCUCUGACAGAGGACAGGCUAUACGUCCUACUCAUACAAUCGACUCGGAGAAAAGGUUGGGUUCUCCCCAAAGGAGGGUGGGAAUCAGACGAAGAAUGUACAGAAGCUGCCGAGCGUGAGGCUUGGGAAGAGGCGGGCAUAAUUAUUCGCAUCGAUUACGACCUAGGCGACGUCAUUGACUCGCGGCCACCUAAGAGGCUGUCAAAGGAUGCGCCCAAGGCACUAUAUCGCUUCUACGAAGCCACUGUCCUAACUGAGGAAAAUAACUGGCCAGAGAAGCAUAAGAGGGAACGUCAAUGGUUUACGUAUUCCCAGGCGAAGGAGGCCCUCUCCGAUCGACCGGAGCUUUUACAAGCUCUCGAGUUAUCUACCAUGCAUAGAUCUUAGCAAGUUCGGGUCCUUUCGAGACUGCUUUCGAAGAAUGAUUGUAUCCAUUCUUCGAGGUUCCUCGUCUCGUGCUGCGACCCGGCACGCACAUUUCUCUUCUCCAUACGAUUCAUAUGACCAGGUUCCAAAUUGG
Hypoxylon trugodes is the source of this 616-nucleotide messenger RNA. Its product is annotated as NUDIX hydrolase domain-like protein. The record is from RefSeq and is a predicted model, not a curated record. The transcript is spliced from 2 exons. Gene Ontology annotation, cellular component: nucleus; cytoplasm. The coding region runs from base 25 to 483 and encodes 152 amino acids. Gene Ontology annotation, biological process: diadenosine hexaphosphate catabolic process; diadenosine pentaphosphate catabolic process; diphosphoinositol polyphosphate metabolic process. Lineage: Eukaryota; Fungi; Ascomycota; Sordariomycetes; Xylariales; Hypoxylaceae. Gene Ontology annotation, molecular function: bis(5'-adenosyl)-hexaphosphatase activity; endopolyphosphatase activity; bis(5'-adenosyl)-pentaphosphatase activity.